This is a messenger RNA of Limanda limanda (common dab), 1701 nucleotides long. Its product is annotated as sterile alpha motif domain-containing protein 3-like. The transcript is spliced from 4 exons. The record is from RefSeq and is a predicted model, not a curated record. The coding region runs from base 154 to 1701 and encodes 515 amino acids. NCBI's taxonomy places the organism in Eukaryota, Metazoa, Chordata, Actinopteri, Pleuronectiformes, Pleuronectidae.
GUCAGUUGUUCAAAACAAAAGCAAAGAUGUGUAUGUAUAUGGUCCCGGUGAAGUCACUGGAGACACAUUCUAAGGUGUUAAAGACAUGCUCAGAACUGUCCUGUGUAUUUUGUGACCUUGCUAUGGCGUUCUUAUACGUUUUUUUUUCAGAUCAUGCUGCUACGUGUUGUCAUUUCCCCUGAUAACAUCAGAAGAUUGGAUAUUUCAGAAGACCUCGAGUCUCUCGAACAAUUGAAGGGGAUUCUUACAGAAAGACUUCAACUCGAAGGCGACUUUUUAAUUCAGUUCGAGGACCCUGACUUUGGAAAUGAACUGUGUAAUUUGACAGACAUUAGAGAGCUUCCUCCAGAAAGAGCUGUAUUGAAGAUCCUGAAAUCCUUCAUCCCAACAGAAUCACCGGCUUCUACCUCUACCUUUUCUGGACUGGAUUCUGAUAGCAUGUCAUCUCCAUCCACCAGUGCAGCCCAGGGUUCGUCCGUACAGCUUAGGCGGCGUGAGAGUGCAGAGAACUGGCCAUCUCCAUUCCCAAUUCCAGUCUUUUCAUUUGAUGUUGCACUGAGGCUUUCUAACGGGGAUGCUUUGUUCAAGGAAAGUGGAGUACUUCUCACUGUACCAAGGGAAAUGAAAAUGGACAUCCUGGACAACCUAGCUCAGGCAAUGUUUUCCUACAAGGCCUACCCAAAGACUCAAGAAAUUGAAUCAGUUGCUGCUGCACUUAUUGAGAAACACCCAUCUCUUGCUGACCCAGGAGUUGGAACUGGAUUUCACAGCUGGGCCAUGAGCAUUAGAUAUAAGCUUGGCAACUACCGCCAAAAGCUACGGAUGGCAGGCUGUAAUGAAGUCCGGGUUAACCAAAGAAAAAAUGCAGAGGUGACCAGGUGUCUAAAGAAAGCCAGAAGGUGUGAAGUGAACUUUCUUCCAGACAAUCCUGAAGGGCAGACUGACGAAUCACAAGAGAGGGAAAGGAAAUUAAUACAGGAGGAAGUUCUGAAAAGACUUCCAAACAAGACCCUGAUCGAAUCGAAAAUGGAAGCUACUUUUUCCCUACGCAGGAAGGGUAUUGUGGAGGAAGAACCGCCUAUUGCUGAUGUGUUGGAGAAGUGGCCAGCAUUGUUUUUGGAAGAACAGAUAUAUGCUGAGUUUUUUAGAAUCACUCAAGUGGAUCUAAAGAAGACCUUCUUGACAUCUUUGGAUGCACACGCCUCAAACCUGAUAAAGCUUUAUAGAACACGUAGCGGGACACAAGGAAAGGACUUAAAGGCCCUCCUUGACAACCUUGAUGAACAGACAACCGAUGUGCUUGCACAAAGGAAGGCCACAGCUCUACGAGGUCUACCUCUCUAUUUGAGGGAGAAUCCAGGCAACGUCCUGAAGACAUGUCUGGAUACAGACUCGGAGGAAACGUCCGUUGCAGGUGUUCAACUUGGCAUAGUCACCAUUGUUGAAGAUGAUGUUGGGAGAGCUCACUCAAUGCCCAGAACAGUCAACAUUGCCCUUGUCAUCGAGGAAAAGGUCGUUGUGGAUAACAUCUCUGACAUCAGUACAGCCAUUGUACUUCUCUUUGGAUGCAUCUACAACCUCAACCUGGACUACCCCAAAGGAUUGAAGUACACUUUUGAGGCCCUUCAAAAGAUUUUUAUGAACCUUGGCACAGAGUGUUCUGCCCGUGUUCAGGCUCAGAAAAACAACUUGUUAAAGUAG